Cygnus atratus (black swan) is the source of this 1554-nucleotide messenger RNA. RefSeq names its product heme-binding protein 1-like. The record is from RefSeq and is a predicted model, not a curated record. The transcript is spliced from 5 exons. The coding region runs from base 48 to 812 and encodes 254 amino acids. Lineage: Eukaryota; Metazoa; Chordata; Aves; Anseriformes; Anatidae.
GGUGGAGCUGGAAAGGGGUUGGGAAGGGGUUGGGGGGGGGGAGGAAGAUGGCGCGGAUCAGGCUGGAGGACCUGGAGGGGCUGGGCGAGGAGGAGGAGGAGGAGGAUGAAGGCGCGGGGGGGGAGGACGAGGAGGAGGGGGACGAGGAGGACGAGGAGGAGCGGGGCCGGCUGUUCGCGCACUGGGAGGCCGUGGCCAGCACGCACCGGGUGAGCCUGCCCCCAGACAUGGCCGGCCCCAUCGCCCAGAUGAACCGGCACAGCCAGGCGCGGGAGCCCGUGCCCCACGUCGCCCUGUCGCGACAUGGCAAGUGUGAGGAAGCGGCCUACGAGGAGCGGCACUACCCAGCUGGGAAGUGGGCAUGUGUCACCAAGGGGGAGCCCCUGUAUGAGCAGAGCAUCUCCCUGAGCUUCAUGAAGCUCAUGCGCUACAUCUGCAAGGAGAACUCUGUAGGUCGCUACUUGGGCAUGACGGUCCCGGUGCUCAAUGAAAUCCACCUGAACAAGGAGGGGACCGAGCUGGAGCGCGAGGUCCUAACCGCCUAUUACCUCCCGGGACAGUUCCAGCAAAACCCCCCCGUCCCCAUGGACCCCGAAAUCCACAUCACCGAGAGGGCACCGCUCCGGGUUAUAACCAGGGUUUUCUACGGGAUAACCACCGAGGAGACGAUUCUGCGGGAGAUCGGUCUCUUCUGGGAGCUCUUGGGCUCCACAGACACCGUGCUCCGGGAAACCUACAUCGUGGCUGUUUACCAGAACCCCAGCAUCCCUCAGCGCCGCAAUGAGAUCUGGUUCAUCCGACGGGCAGAGUGAACCCUUGCGGCCGGUCCUGACCCAAAGGAGACGAAUGCACGUCCUCACCCGCCACCCACCCGCGGAAUGACAGACUGGGAGACUGCGGGCUGGCUUUGCACCCUUGCCAGGGGGAAGCCUGCCUGCUCUGUGCUUCCCCUGCCCCUGCCGGGCCUGGCUGAGGCCGGGGCUGGCACCGGGGAGAGCCUCUGCAGGAGGCCGCUGGUGGGAAGCAUGCGGCGGUGCCCACGUAACCAUGAAGGCUCGUGCAGCGUGCUGGCAUGACCUGGGCUGCUCUCGGCCCUGAGCCGGGGCUGUAGAGCUGAACCAGGCGGGCCGAUUGGCAGUCACGAGCUGGGGGUGUCCAGAGGGCGAGUGUGUGUACAAGGAGCGAGGCCCUGGACUCCGGUCGGCCUCCUGCAGGAGCAGCUGCGCUGAAUGGAGCCGCUGAAGUGCUGCUACGGGGACAGAGGGACUCGAAGGGGGGAAAGGGCUGGCUGCCAGCACGAUGUGGAUCCCGAAUGUUUCCCACCGGGGUGGCUCUGUAGCCUGCUGGGUGCCUCCCUGGCUGUCACCCUCUGUCCCUCAGCUGGGACCGGGGCACUGGCAGCCACCAGUGAUGGGUGCUGGAGCCAAGAGGGACGGGUCCCGCCUCGCGUCGCGCCCCCACCAGCGAGCUCCGCGCCCCCAGAUACUGUCACGCUCUCCCGGGGGGAGGCCGGCAGCACUGAACAAACAGCAAAUAAACCCAGCUCAAACGCUG